AUGGGCAGCGGCAGCAGCCGGAGCGGCCGCGCCCUGAGGCGGCUGCGCAGCCCCGACAGCCGGCCGGCGGGGCCCGGCGGGGCAGCCCCGGAGGGCGGGACGGGGCCGCCGGUCUCGGCGACGGCGACGGCGGCGGCGGCCCGGGAGGAGGCCCGGGAGGCGGCGGCGGAGGGGGCGGCCGGCUCCGGCCCCGGCCCCGGCCCCGGCCCCGCGGCGCCCCCCGACGGCGGGGACGAGACGCUGCGCCUGCUGGACCAGCUGCUGGCCGAGUCGGCGGCCUGGGGCCCCGGGGAGCUGGCCCCGCGGGGCCCGGCGCGGCCCCGACCCGCAGCCGGCGCCGGGAGCCCGGUGUCCCCGAAACGGAGCACUGAAGACCGCCCGGAGAGCAGCAGUGUCUCUGAAGCCCCAGGCAGCUGCCACAAGAGGCCUGAGAGGCAGUCAGCCAUCACGUACGACUACUCCGAGGAGGAGCUGAUGGCCAGCAUCGAGCAGGAGUACUGCUGCUAAGGCUGGUGCUGCAGCAGCCCCGUGGUCACCCAGCGGCCAGUGCGCCAUUCCUCCCAGCCCCAGCCCCGGCUGACCGGGUCUCUUAGGAACCUAGGCUGGGCGCAUACAUCGCCCUGCCCUGCCCUGCCCAGGGCUCUAGCUGGAGCUUAGCCACCUCCAACAUGCAGUUACUCCCAGAUCUUUCACAACCGCCCUCUUCAAAUCCAUAUUCAGACAGCCCUGAACGUGGCCGGCUGCUGGCCAUCGCGCUUGCUGGCAAGAGGUGAUCAGCUGUGCAGAUCCAGGCCAGAAGGAAGGCACAGGUGCUGCCCCACAGGUGCAUGGGCAGGUGACCUGCCAGAUACCUGCCCCUCCUCUCAGUCUCUGGGGAGAUCCGUCUACAAGGUUCUCCUGGAUCUUGAAAUGCUUCCCCUUUCUGAAGGCCCAUUUGCCACCUGCUCCGAAGAAGCCUCUUUAGCUGAGCGUGGCUCAGACUGGACACUUUGGGAACUCUAACACACGUCCCAGAGGGCCCCAAGGAGGUUCCGCUCCGGAGGGCACACCCAGGAGGUAUGCCUUACCGAGCUGGAGGGAGUCACCCUCUGUUCUGCAAAUGAGUCGCCUGGAGAUGUUAUUGAACUGCAGAUUCGGAUUCUGUGGGUCUCCAGCAGGGCCUGAGAGUCUGCGUUUCUAACCAGUUCCCAGGUGAUCCCCAGGCUGCUGGAGCCCAGCCAUGCCUGGAGUAGCGGGGACCUUGUCUGAGCUUUAGGCCUGGCUGACUCUUCCUUCCCCGGUGCUGGAGGCUGCCCAGAGCCACGACCCACCCACCUCCCCAAAGAGAGGCCUGUGCCCCUGCAGUGGGUAUGGUGGGGCAGGAGCCGGAGACCCCCGUUCUGGCAAUCCCAGGCUUCCUCGGUCUCUUGUCCCCUGGGGCACGGGACUGCCUUCCCCGCUGAGGGUGAGCACUGGCCACCCCUGGAAAGGGUCUUCAGGGCCGCCGGCUCUUCCCACCCGGUAGAAGGUAGAAAAUCACAGCAGUGAGGCCAGGAGAGCCUUCGAACAUUCCCAGCUGACUGAUGAGAAAGCGGACACCCUGUGAAUCAGGCAGGGCCUGGAGGCGAGUGCUUCUUGCACUAGCCGUGCACAGAGGGCCUCCUGGGCGCCGAGCGCGGCUCCAGGCCUUCCCUUGGUCGCUGGGUGUUGCUUCUGAGCCCCAGCCUCGUGCUCUGGAGCUGAGUGUGGAACCUGCUCAUGAAGUGGGGGCGGGGGAAUGUGGCUGAAAUAGAGGCAGGAAGGAAAACAUCUCCAUGUCGAAGGUGACGGUGACACAUCGAUGUCUGGAAAAGUCUCAGUGCCACACGCGUGUCUCCUGGCUCCUGUGGUGGCGAGUUCCUCUGAGAGGCUACAAAGCCCAGGAAUUUAGAAAACACGCUCCCUUCCCAGCUCGGGGAAAUGUGGUGUGCGGCCUCCUGUGGAGGAAGCCGGGCCUCGGCCCUGCCUCUGCCCCUCGCACGAGCUCGCAAGGGGGUCCCGCCGGGCUCAGGCUCCCUCUCCUCACCUAAGGUGAGCUUUGCCAGGACACUCCCCUUUGAUGUUCCAGAGUCUCAGAGCCACUUCUCACUGGGCUGCCAUCCAGUGAGACGGCACCACUGGGUGGACGGCCCUGGGGAAUUUCUGUUCAACCCCCCACUCGUUCUCACCUUCUGAGCCCCGCCCUCUGCUGUGAGCCCGGCCCUCUGCUAGAUGCCAGGGUUCGUGUAGCAAGAUCUGCUCUCCACUAGCGAGGACAUGCUGUUUCUAGUGGCGCACCCGUAAACAUGGAUUCACGCCAGAGAAGCUAAAGGCUGUCAAAGAACCGUAGCCAAAAGCCCUCUGAAGAUCUAGCCUAUGUGGAUUGGGGAUGUGGUUCUUUUUCUGGGCUGGCGAUAGUUAGGCAGGAGAAAAGCCUUCUUGGUUGCCUUUGAGAGGACAAAUAACAUUUGAGGCUCUGAAGUCCUGUGCUCUCCCUAGGAAGGAGACAAUGUAAAACCAGACCUUUGGGGUGGUGACAUCUGGACCCCCUGGGACCAAAUCAGACCUUAACAGGUGGGUGGGGCUCAGUUCUCUGGUGUGAUGAAACCCCUCUGGAAACAAAAAGCUGCCUUUUCUGUGCCGUGUGGACCCUGGGAAGGAGCGGUGACACAUUUUUCGUCCUCAGGAGGCGGGUGACGUCCGAUGGCGGAGCUGGUGCCCCGGGCUGUGCACACGAGACCGAAAAGGCACGUGGUUUCGUGUGGCACUGAGGGCUCCCAGCUGCGCUUUCAAGGCCCAAACCUCCACCAAAUUCGGGCCUGUGCUCGGCUGUCAACAGCGGCACCACGUGGCAGCAAGGCGUCCACACAGCAGGAUGUCCGCUUCGACUGGGUGUCUCUGUCCCUGGGAAGUGGCGGAUACAAAGUCCCCAGCCUGGGCUAACUAAGCCCGAGAGGUUUAGGACUAUCUGCAGGGAAGGGGAGAAACUGUGGAGGGAGGGGCUGACUUUUCUACUAAUCUGGUGAGGAGAGGAUUUGAGUGAAAAAUAAAAAUAACAUGACCUUAG
Messenger RNA from Physeter macrocephalus (sperm whale), 3064 nucleotides. It is a transcript of the gene CYS1, whose product is annotated as cystin 1. Lineage: Eukaryota; Metazoa; Chordata; Mammalia; Artiodactyla; Physeteridae. The coding region runs from base 1 to 507 and encodes 168 amino acids. The transcript has 4 exons. The record is from RefSeq and is a predicted model, not a curated record.